GCUUCAGGUAAACAUCACUUCCGGGUUCAGCGGCUCACUGCUAACAGCUACAUCCAUCCGGUGCUUCUCUUCACCCCGACCCGCCAAAACUGCAAGUAACCGGCAUACGAUGGCACCUGCAACUAUGUCCAACUUUCAGCGUCUCGUCAGAGCCUUCAACGCUUACAUCAAAGCUAAGCAUCAUCUCCAGUUUGUGGGUCUUGACCCAAAAAUCCCAACGCCAAUGCGCCUCAGAAGGAUAGAACAGCAUCUGAUGGAGGCGGUCCGACCGGCAGCGAGAACGCCUGCGGUGGACGCUCUGAGGCAGGAGAACGCUAAGAACUGGACCACUACCACAAUCCAGAUCCUACAGGAGCACUAUGACCAGAUCCUGAAAGACCUGCCGUCCGUCGUGGCCCCUCUAGUGGCCGGAGAGGACUGGGAGACGGCCCUGGUGGUGGCCGUCCGCUGGGUCCAACGAGACCUGAGGCGGAUCAGACGGAACGUCGUGGAUAAGGCGGUGACCGACAUCAGGGAGAUCGUGACCAGGGUGUUGGCGGAUUCACGAGUCCAGGCAGCUCGACCGGCCCGGUCCACCGUGGAGGCGUCCAGCGCCUUGGAGCCGGAUCCGGAGCCAGUCCAUCAAGCAAAGAAGAUAAAACUGGAUCAGGAUCAGAAACCUGAGGCUCCUCCCACCUUCAAAUCAGAGGCUCCUCCCAACUAUACACCUGAGGCUCCUCCCACCUUCAAAUCAGAGGCUCCUCGCAACUAUACACCUGAGGCUCCUCCCACCUUCAAAUCAGAGGCUCCUCCCACCUGCACAACCAAGGCUCCUCCCACCUUCAAAACUGAGGCUCUUCACACCUGUUGUUCUGCCCACCAUCACACCUGUUGCUGCUCUCAUCUUAAGUCCUGAGCCUCAGGUGGGAGGAUCUCCCUGCCUUCACACCUGAGAGGACCUAGUGGAUGAAACUGAAAGCUACCAGAACCGCCUGGUCACCUGUUGUUUGACUCAUUCAGUGUUUUUGUCAGAUGUUUGAGAAUUUUUGUUAAUAAA
Amphiprion ocellaris (clown anemonefish) is the source of this 1036-nucleotide messenger RNA. RefSeq lists its product as uncharacterized. The record is from RefSeq and is a predicted model, not a curated record. The transcript is spliced from 3 exons. Bases 110 to 895 code for a protein of 261 amino acids. Lineage: Eukaryota; Metazoa; Chordata; Actinopteri; Pomacentridae.